Messenger RNA from Acanthochromis polyacanthus (spiny chromis), 1681 nucleotides. RefSeq names its product insulin-like growth factor-binding protein 1. NCBI's taxonomy places the organism in Eukaryota, Metazoa, Chordata, Actinopteri, Pomacentridae. Gene Ontology annotation, molecular function: insulin-like growth factor II binding; insulin-like growth factor I binding. Bases 70 to 813 code for a protein of 247 amino acids. Gene Ontology annotation, cellular component: extracellular region. The record is from RefSeq and is a predicted model, not a curated record. The transcript is spliced from 4 exons. Gene Ontology annotation, biological process: regulation of insulin-like growth factor receptor signaling pathway.
GAAAUAUCUUUAGAAGAAAAACUACACACAAAGCAGUUUGACGAGACAAUAAGGAUCAGGAGACUGGAGAUGCUUGGAUUGUAUAAGAAGCUGACAUUCGUGGUAGCAGCGGCUCUGGCUGUCUUAGCCGUGGUGAGGACGUCCCCGGUGGUGGGGCCCGAGCCCAUCCGCUGUGCCCCCUGUACGCAGCAGAAGCUCAACGAGUGUCCUGCCGUCCCAGCAGACUGCAAGCAGGUGAUGAGGGAGCCUGGCUGUGGCUGCUGCAUGGCCUGUGCUCUGGAGAAAGGGGCUUCCUGUGGGGUUCACACGGCCCACUGUGGUGAGGGUCUCCGCUGCACUCCGAGGCCCGGAGAGGCCAGACCACUCCACGCUCUGACCAGGGGACAGGGAGUCUGCACUGAGGACCUGGGCCAAGAGGAAGCUGAUGGAGUCCCUGACCAUGGCUCCCUGCACUACCUUCUGGGGCUUAAUCUUCCUUCGGACCACCAAGAUGCUUCUGAGGCCCACGAGAGUAUUAAGGCCAAGGUCAAUGCCAUCCGCAACAAACUGGUACAACAGGGUCCCUGUCACAUUGAACUGCACGGAGCGUUGGACAUGAUAGCCAACUCUCAGCAGAAAUUAGGAGAGAAGUUCACAACUUUCUACCUCCCCAACUGUGAUAAGCACGGCUUCUACAAGGCCAAACAGUGUGAGUCAUCUCUGGUUGGACCGCCUGCCCGCUGCUGGUGUGUCUCUUCAUGGAAUGGGAAGAAGCUCCCAGGAUCGGGUGACCUGCUCGGUGACUCAGAGUGUCAUCAAGAAGUCACCCACUGAACGAUGAACUCUGCUGUCACUCAUAAACACACUUUCACACCCAAACAACCAAUGGGUGUUUUGUAACUUAUCAGGUGAAUGUAUAGAUCUAUUCUCCUGAUGAACUGACUUGCAUUUGCAAAAAACACUGCAAGUCAAAUCUUAUUUCAGAGAGGGAAAUUUCCUCUCAUUUUAUUUACAUGAUGUAUGUAUCACAAACUUAUUUAUUCACCACUUGUAUAUUCUUACUGGCAUUAACCAUUUGUCAUAUUUAGAUGUUUUAUAUGUUUGCCUUUUUUUCCAAUUGUAAAUAGGGCAACACUGUAUACAUUUGUGUUUCGGGCUAAAUAACUCCAUUGCUCAAAACCACAGGUCCACAACUCUGCCAAGCCCAUUUCAGAGUUUUCGUUUUCUUUUUUAAAUAAUUCAUUCAGAACUAGAGCUGUGCACGGUACGCAACAACACAGCCGCUCAUUCAUCCAACCUGUUGACAUUGUCUCAAUGUAUCUCCUUUGGCGUUUCCUCAAUGGGUAUUGGGGGAAAUACUUAAACGGCCACAAAUAUGCAAACAGUGGCUGAGCACAAACAUAUCAGGGCUCAUCCAAGCCACUGUGAGGUUUGGGAUGGGUUGUUCGGCAUCUGUCUACCUCUGCUAAGUCUCUGCAGGUCCACAGGUUGAGCGGAGGAUUUCUGAGGGCUUAUCUCAGCUACACUUCUCACACAUUAUCUCUCAUUUUUCCUUUGUUGACCUAUUCUUGCGUCUGUUCUAAUAUUUAUUAUAUUUUACUCAUGUUUAUGCUUGUGUUUGCUGGAAUGUUUUGUGCGUGCCAUUUGCCUGGAGUGCUGCCGUUCCUUUAUUGGUUUUAUUAAACAAGUGUAUAUAUUCCAA